Messenger RNA from Cuscuta epithymum, 833 nucleotides. The record is from the annotation of a GenBank genome assembly. NCBI's taxonomy places the organism in Eukaryota, Viridiplantae, Streptophyta, Magnoliopsida, Solanales, Convolvulaceae.
AAGGUGUCUGGCCACGAAGUCCUUUUCCAGGUUAUCCCUGAUGCGGAUCGGGAGUACUUGCGUCGGCGGGGAAAAGAUGUGCGCCUCUUUGAUGGCGGUCCGGACUACGUCGUCCAAGGCACCUUUAUGCUGAUGGAGCAGUAUCGGCGGCAGGAGGAAGAGAUAGCUCGCCUUCGAGAGGCCGAGAAAAGGGUUGCCUCGGCGGACGAGGCGCUGACCUCUCUGGAGCGGCUUCGCGCUGAGGCCGAUUCCCUGAAAAACAGGGCCAAUGCGGCUAAAAAGAGAGCCACUGCCGCUGAGGACGAGGCGAAGCGCCUCAAUGUUAAGGUGGAUGAGGAGGCUGCUACUCGCCGGCUUGCUGAAGAAAAAAAUGAGAAGCUGAAGGCCGAUGCGAAUGCGGCUGCUGAUAAAGCCAUUGAACUCUUCAUGGCCGAGGGGUGGAAGGACGAGGCCCACCGUGACUGGAGCUAUAAGGUAAUAGCGGAGCGGUUUGAGGCCUGAUCGCAGGAAGAUCCGGCCGGCAGGGCCUAUAUGAAGCAGGAGUUCGAAGUCUGGUACGACCUCGGCCAGAGGCGUAUGCAGAUGUUGAUCUAUCGCUGUCUCCGCCGACGCAUCCGCAACAUCAAGUCGCGUCGUAUGGGCCUCCCUCGGAUCAUGAAGGAUCCCGAAGAAGAGCUAAAACUUCCACUGGCCAAGAGGCAACGCCCCGUAUUGAGCUCAUCAUUGGAGAAAGAGCUUUGGACUGAAGAAGACGAAUAUCUCUUCGAAGGUUCAGUGAGCUCGAAGGCUGUUGAGGAUGAAGCGGACGAUGCGGACAACGGGGCCGUUGAGGG